Messenger RNA from Diospyros lotus (date-plum), 2520 nucleotides. Its product is annotated as cytochrome P450 CYP736A12-like. The transcript is spliced from 2 exons. Lineage: Eukaryota; Viridiplantae; Streptophyta; Magnoliopsida; Ericales; Ebenaceae. Gene Ontology annotation, molecular function: heme binding; oxidoreductase activity, acting on paired donors, with incorporation or reduction of molecular oxygen; monooxygenase activity. Bases 859 to 2388 code for a protein of 509 amino acids. The record is from RefSeq and is a predicted model, not a curated record.
GGACUUAUGAUGAGAUUUGACGGCGCCGAACUUGCCCAAUCAGACAAAGAAGGCCGGUGGUGCAUUCAGCUAAGAUCUUAUAUACAUCAUGAACGCAGGACAGUGAGGAAUCUCUAUCUGUAAGAUGAGUCGGUGUAGCAUUUUCCUUAUUUUACACGGGGACUUAUGAUGAGAUUUGACGGCGCCGAACUUGCCCAAUCAGACAAAGAAGGCCGGUGGUGCAUUCAGCUAAGAUCUUAUAUACAUCAUGAACGCAGGACAGUGAGGAAUCUCUAUCUGUAAGAUGAGUCGGUGUAGCAUUUUCCUUAUUUUACACGGGGACUUAUGAUGAGAUUUGACGGCGCCGAACUUGCCCAAUCAGACAAAGAAGGCCGGUGGUGCAUUCAGCUAAGAUCUUAUAUACAUCAUGAACGCAGGACAGUGAGGAAUCUCUAUCUGUAAGAUGAGUCGGUGUAGCAUUUUCCUUAUUUUACACGGGGACUUAUGAUGAGAUUUGACGGCGCCGAACUUGCCCAAUCAGACAAAGAAGGCCGGUGGUGCAUUCAGCUAAGAUCUUAUAUACAUCAUGAACGCAGGACAGUGAGGAAUCUCUAUCUGUAAGAUGAGUCGGUGUAGCAUUUUCCUUAUUUUACACGGGGACUUAUGAUGAGAUUUGACGGCGCCGAACUUGCCCAAUCAGACAAAGAAGGCCGGUGGUGCAUUCAGCUAAUUAAGAUCUUAUAUACAUUAUGAACGCAGGACAGUGAGGAAUCUCUAUCUGUAAGAUGAGUCGAUGACCAGUGCUUUAUUUUAUAUAUAUAUAUAUAUAUGCAUUGUCAUGACUCAUGACCGAAGCCGAAUCCGAACGAGAACCCCAUCAUGUCUCCCGCCGUCUUCACCAUUAAUCUGUUUCUCCUCCUCGGAGCCUUCUGGUCCUUCCUCCAAAUCCGGGCCAUCUCUCGCCGAAAAUCCCUCGGACGAUCACCACCGGGUCCCCCGGCUUUACCCAUAAUCGGAAACCUCCACAAGCUGGGCAGGCUCCCCCACCGUAGCCUCCAUGCUCUGGCCCGGAAAUACGGCCCCAUCAUGUCCAUCAAAUUGGGCUCGGUCCCCGUCGUUGUCGUCUCCUCCCCGCCGGCCGCAGAGCUAUUCCUCCGGACCCACGACAACGUUUUUGCCAGCAGGCCCAAGACCCAGGCCGCCGAGUACCUGUACUACGGCACCAAGGGCAUGGGGUUCACGGAAUACGGGCCGUACUGGCGCAGCGUCAGGAAGCUGUGCACGUCGGAGCUGCUGAGCGUGGCGAAGGUGGAGUCUUAUGCGGGGAUGAGGAGAGAGGAGGUGGGGGCGAUGUUGCGGUCGCUGAAGGCGGCGGCGGCAGCAGGGGAGGCGGUGGAUGUGGACCGGAAGGUGGAGGAGCUGGUGGAGGACAUGACUUGCAGGAUGGUGUUUGGGCGGAAGUGUGACGAGAGGUUUGAUUUGAAGGGCGUCAUUCGGGAGGAUAUCGCCUUGGCCGGAGCUUUCAACGUCGCGGACUUUGUGCCGCUGCUUGCGCCGCUCGAUCUCCAGGGGUUGACUCGACGCGUGAAGAAAGCCAGCAAGGUCAAUGACGAGAUCUUGGAGAGGAUAAUGGAUGAGCACAAGCAAGAUGCUAUUGCAAACCAAAGGCAACAUAGAGCCCUGAUCGAUGUACUACUAUCGCUCGCCAAAAAAUCCUCCACCAACCCUGACGAGUGCUCAUUGUCCAUCGAUCGAACGAAUGCCAAAGCGAUUGUCCUGGACAUUAUCCUUGGAUCAUUCGACACAUCUUCCACCGCAAUUUCCUGGAUCAUGUCGGAGCUCCUGAGACAUCCAAGAGUGAUGAAGAAGCUCCAAAAAGAACUAGAUCGUGUCGUAGGGCAAGAUCGAGUGGUGGAAGAGACAGAUUUGACAAAUCUAAAAUACCUAGAAAUGGUGAUCAAGGAAAGCCUCAGGCUUCAUCCGGUUGCUCCGUUGCUGGUUCCUAGAGAAUCCAUGGAGGACAUUGACAUUAUGCUUGGCGAGGAUUGCUAUUUCAUUCCGAAAAAAUCACGAAUCAUCGUGAACAGUUGGGCGUUAGGGAGAGAUCCGGAGGCGUGGUUGGAGAACAUAGAGGAGUUCUUGCCGGAAAGAUUUAUCGACCGUGAGGUGAACCUUCGAGGGCACCAUUUUGAACUGUUGCCAUUUGGAUCGGGUCGUCGAAUCUGUCCCGGAAUGCGCUCGGGGCUAAUGACCAUUCAGCUGGUGGUGGCUCAACUGGUGCAUUGCUUUGAUUGGGCACUUCCUGACGGAAUCCUGCCAGAGAAGUUGGAUAUGAGCGAGAAGUUUGGCUUGUCAUUGCCAAGAGCCGAACAUUUGGUUGCAAUUCCAUCAUAUCGCUUGAGUAAUUGAUGUAGAUUUUUUAGCUAUAAAAUGCAUGCACCUAUGUAUCCAUGCUAGCAGAAUAAUUUGAUGUAGAUUUUUUAGUAUCUUUUUAAGUUAUGUUAUCAAUCUAUAGCACAAUAAUAAAAUAUUAUUCAAAUA